Molecule: messenger RNA, 1221 nt
Organism: Eleginops maclovinus (Patagonian blennie)
Lineage: Eukaryota; Metazoa; Chordata; Actinopteri; Perciformes; Eleginopidae
Gene: cd27
Product: CD27 molecule
Exons: 7
Coding region: 258-920 (220 amino acids)
Biological process (GO): negative regulation of apoptotic process; immune response; regulation of stress-activated MAPK cascade
Cellular component (GO): CD95 death-inducing signaling complex; membrane raft; external side of plasma membrane
Molecular function (GO): tumor necrosis factor receptor activity; protein binding
Source: RefSeq, a predicted model, not a curated record
UGGGUGAAACGAGAGAUAUGGUGCUUGUGGAAAAAAAGAAGAGGCUGGUGGAGGUCUUGUUUUUGUGCACGGUGCAAGGGGUCGCAGCAAAAGACUGAGACGGGUUGACAGAUCUGAAAAACAUCUUCAAAAUGUUAAGCUCUCAGAAUGAGUCAUGUGACAUUUGAUGAACAAUCCCCUGACACACUUCUGGUCCCCUGCUCAGUCUCACACUCAGAGGGUCUCCGCACACAGCUUCUCUCACCUCCUCAUCCACGAUGCAGCCACUUUGUAAUCUCGCGUUGACUUUCCUGUGUGCUCUGUCUUUCCUCUCCUCUGUGUUUUCCUUACAAUGCAACGACACACAAUAUGCCUGGCCAGUGGACCAACCUACGUUAUGCUGCAACAAAUGCCAGCCAGGUCAACGUAUGCGUCAGCGUUCACCAGUCACUUGUGAAAAUAAGUGUGGACCUUGCGCGACCAACAGGUACACGGAUACCUACACUGUGAUGUACGACUGUGAAGUUUGUGAUAAGUGCAAUAAACCAAACAUGGAGUAUAGCUCAAACUGCACCACCACUCACAACGCUGUGUGCAGAUGUAAAGCCGGCUACAGGUGCAAAGAUGUAACCUGCAAACAGUGUGUGCCGACACCAACCACCACCACCAAACCCAAACCCACUACAGUCCUGAGAUACGAGACCCUCACUGAACCCUGGCCUCGACAGAUCAGAGACACAGCGUGGUUCCUGGUGAUUAUUGCCCUCCUGUGUGCAGGACUUGCAAUCGUUGUUUUAGCAAAAAUGAAGCCCUUUCUGCGCUGGAUCAAAUCCAAGCACGGCUACUUUUUGGCUAAAGAACCUGCACCGGUACCGGCACGCUUUGAUGAUGAAGGAGUGUCCACGCCUAUCCAGGAAGUGCUCGGGAAAUGUGAAGUAUGAGUGGAGGAGCACCAACUUGCAUGAGCGAAAAUAUGAACAUUUACUUCCAAACAUCACUUUGGACAUUCGAUGGCAAACGGGGGCAAACGUCACUCGGCCCAUGCUGGUAAUGGAAGAACAGAUUUCAAGACUGCUGCUGUUUUCAGGGGAAACUUGACUGAGACAUGAUAAAUAGGAUAGGAGGACUUCAGAUAUCAAAUGUGACUGUAACGGUUAUGCAGUUUGUACAGCAUGUUACUUAAAGGUGGUAUGUACUAUGUUACAGUUAUAGGUGUAAAUAUAAACAGACUUUUCAGAUUUA